This is a messenger RNA of Schistosoma mattheei, 1357 nucleotides long. The record is from the annotation of a GenBank genome assembly. Lineage: Eukaryota; Metazoa; Platyhelminthes; Trematoda; Strigeidida; Schistosomatidae.
AUCAAACUCAUUUGGUCGAGUGACUAGGAUAUUCCAAUCAGAAGCCAUUAAUAACCUGUAAUGGCACUGAAAUAGAAAAGAAGCAAGUGCAAGCAAACUAACUGGUUUAAAUAAGCUGAUCGUGAUCAUAUUGACUAUAUUGAAAUAGUCACUUGAUUUGAAGUGAGCGGAACAGGGCAACGAUGAGUCCCGGCACCGAUCCGGAUUCAUCUUGUGUAAUAACAGCUGUUGGUUUUGUUGCACAGGCUGGAACCAAACAGCAAAAGUAUGAAGUCUUAUCUCGAACUUCAGAUAGUGCUGAUGAUGCUUGUUUGUGGCCAUCAAGUCUCCUUUCACGACGUACACGAUACCUAUGUUAUGUUUCAGAAAAUAUAAAUACAUGUGCUGGACAAAGACCAAUACUUGUAAAUUUGGUACUAGUAGACGACGGUGAACAUAUUCCUGCAAAUCAUCAAGCGAUAUAUAAUACAAUAGAUACAGGUGAACGUGCUUUAAAAAGAAAAAUUCUUUGUGCUAAAUUUUCACCACGUUCUACGACUUCUCGUGCAAUUACCAGAAUUGGUGUUUACAGUCGUCCACGUACUACAACUCCUGGUUAUACACGUAUCGGUGAUAUCAAUUCGAUUGUGAUUUAUUGUAAACAUACAGAGAUUGGUUUACUUAAUUCAGAAAGACCAUCUGUUCAAGUAAAACUUCCCCCAUCAGUCCCAUCUCGACCAUCAAUUCCAGAUAGAAAUAGUUUGUAUCCAAGUUUACCUGCAUUUCCAUCAUCAGGCAACGCUUCAGCUUGUGAAGCAUUCGCUACAACGCGACGUGGAACAGUACAUCCUCUGUCUGGGAUUCCUUUCGAAUUGAACAAACGUUAUCUUACUGAAGAACCAGGGGAAUGCAGAACUAACGGAACAUCAAAGUACAAGUCAUUUGACGAAAUAGAUUCUGAGGUAAUUUCCGCAGUAAAUCAUAUAUUUGUUAACCUUUUUGAUUUCAUUUUUACUUAUGACCAUUGAGUUAUUACACCUGAAAGGAAGUGACUAACUGGGACUAACGAACUGACAGUAAUACUCUGUAGUAACGCUUCGACUUGGCAUUUCUGCCGUUCCAAUUUGAUAUAAAAUUAAAGGACAUGGGGGAAAAGGCUCAUGAAGAAUCGACGAGAAAUUUGUGAAUUUUCAAUAUCGUUUUGAUCAAGAACGCUUUUUACUUGAAACAUCAACGUGAACGCUUAUCAAACCCAGAUAUAAUUGUAAAACGGCUGAUAUGAUCUAUAUUUAUUUAUAUUUAAUAGUUCUCUUCAACUUUUAAAAAUUCAGAUAUCACAGUUUUCUUUUUAUAUUAAAAUAAAGUCGAUGAGAAAGUA